Opisthorchis viverrini is the source of this 216-nucleotide messenger RNA. RefSeq lists its product as hypothetical. Lineage: Eukaryota; Metazoa; Platyhelminthes; Trematoda; Opisthorchiida; Opisthorchiidae. The transcript has a single exon. The record is from RefSeq and is a predicted model, not a curated record. Bases 1 to 216 code for a protein of 71 amino acids.
AUGAAACCCAGUGUGUUUGUUCGCUACGGUGGUCUGCUAGACCGGUCCAGUGCACCUGUCCGAAUCGGAUCGGUACAUCACUUCCCGGCAGUGCCAACAGCACCGGUACAACGACCAAUGUUUGGUUUUGGUGACAGCAAACGAACGAAACAAGCCAGAGGCAAUAAAAUGGUGGGAAAACACCUGCAGACUGCCGACAAAAGAAAGAAUAGAUGA